Pseudozyma flocculosa PF-1 is the source of this 1407-nucleotide messenger RNA. RefSeq lists its product as uncharacterized. Gene Ontology annotation, cellular component: cytoplasm. Lineage: Eukaryota; Fungi; Basidiomycota; Ustilaginomycetes; Ustilaginales; Ustilaginaceae. Bases 1 to 1407 code for a protein of 468 amino acids. The record is from RefSeq and is a predicted model, not a curated record. Gene Ontology annotation, molecular function: identical protein binding; L-ornithine transaminase activity; pyridoxal phosphate binding. The transcript is spliced from 2 exons.
AUGGCACCCACCGCUACCUCCGAGCUCGCCAACAAGGUGGCCGACAUCGCCGUGUCGGCCAAGACUGCUGCCGCCAGCGUCGUCGCCGCCGCCACCGCCACCACCUCGACCGCGUCCAAGACUGUGUCGAGCGAGGAGACGGUCCGCCUCGAGCACGAGUUCGGCGCCCACAACUACCACCCGCUGCCUGUCGUCUUUGACCGCGCCCAGGGCGCCCAUGUGUGGGACCCCGAAGGCAAGCAGUACAUUGACUUCCUCUCGGCCUACUCGGCCGUCAACCAGGGCCACUGCCACCCCACGAUUGUCGCCGCCCUCGUCGCGCAGGCGCAGAAGCUGACGCUCUCGUCGCGCGCGUUCUACAACUCGGCCUUUGGGCCUUUCGCCGAAAAAGUGACCAAGACGUUCGGCUAUGACAUGGUGCUGCCGAUGAACACGGGCGCCGAGGCGGUCGAGACGGCGCUCAAGCUGGCGCGCAAGUGGGGCUACAUGAAGAAGGGCAUCCCGGAGGGCAAGGCGCGCCUGCUGAGCGUCGAGGGCAAUUUCCACGGUCGCACCCUCGGCAUCGUCAGCAUGAGCACCGACCCAGACAGCCGCACUGGCUUCGGGCCCUUCCUCGACCGCGUCGGGCCGGGCGUCGAGGACCUCAAGAUCCGCUACAACCACGCCGAGGACCUCGAGGCGGUGCUGGACAAGUACGGCCACGAGGUGGCUGCCUUCCUCGUCGAGCCGAUCCAGGGCGAGGCCGGUAUCGUUGUCCCGGACGCCGGCUACCUCGCCCGCGUCCAGGAGCUCUGCAAGAAGCACAACGUCCUCUUCAUCUGCGACGAGAUCCAGACCGGCCUCGGACGGACGGGCCGCAUGCUCUGCUGCCAGCACGACGAGGGCGUGCGACCGGACAUCAUCACGCUGGGCAAGGCGCUCAGCGGCGGCGUCUACCCGGUGUCGGCGGUGCUGGCGGACCGCGAGGUGAUGCUGUGCAUCCAGCCGGGCGAGCACGGCUCCACGUACGGCGGCAACCCGCUCGGCUGCGCCGUGGCGUCGGCGGCCAUCGACGUGCUGGUCGACGAGAAGCUCUCGGAGCGCGCCGACCGGUUGGGCGCCAAGUUCCGCGAGCAGCUGGCGGCCAUCGACAGCCCGCUGCUGCAGACGGUGCGGGGCCGCGGCCUGCUCAACGCCAUCGUCAUUGACGAGACCAAGAGCAAGAAGGGCCGCUCCGCAUGGCAGCUCUGCCUGCUGCUCAAGUCCAAGGGCCUGCUGGCCAAGCCGACGCACGUCAACAUCAUCCGCCUCGCCCCGCCGCUCGUCAUCGACGAGGCCGACCUGGACCGCGGCGUCCAGAUCAUCAAGGAGGCGCUCGACGAGAUCGACGUGCUCGACAAGAUCCCCGGCGACGACGAGAGCCACUAA